AGUCUAGGAAAUAAAUACAAGGGUGACGACGGAACUUUUGUGUCAUCUAGGAAUAAAGUUUGGAAAUUCCCACAAAUUCUCACGGUGAAAAAAUAAACAUGCGUAAAAGCCGUAGAAAUGGUAGAUCAUAGUUAGAUGAAACAGUAACAGUGCAAGAAGACGUCGUACAGCCAGCAGAGCCAAUUUAGGCCUAGAUAAUAACAAUAGUGUCAAUACGUACCGGCAGCGGAAUGGAGCAAUGGCCGCCGUACAGCGUGCACCAGGACGUGAUGACCCAACGCCCCGGUGACCACCAGUGGCGCCCUCCGCUGGAUGACAAUGCAAACUCGAAUUCGCCCGGCGAGAGCCAAGAGCCCGUGGUAAUAAUUACGGAGCAUCCAGCAAGCAAGUUGCGCUUCAGGUACGAGUGUGAAGGAAGAGCAGCCGGCAGCAUACCCGGAGAGCACUCGAUUCCCGAAAAGAAAACUUUCCCUGCCAUCCAGGUUCGCAACGUCUCGCGGCCGUUCAAGGUCAUCGUGUCGUGCGUCUCGCACGAGAAGCCGCCGGCGAAGCCACGCUCGCACCCGCACAGCCUCGUCGGCAAGAACUGCCAGGACGGCGUCUGCGUGGUGAGCGUCACCAACCCACGAGACGGCAGGAUCGAGUUCCCCGGUGUUGGAAUCCAGUGUGCCAAGAUCAAGGACAGAAAGGAUCAGUUGGCCAAGCGGCAGAAGAUGAAGAUUGACCCCUACAAAGUUGGCUUCACACACAGUGAUCAGAGCCUCGACGUUAGCGUCGUGCGGCUCUGCUUCCAGCUGUUCAUCCCGACCGUCAUGGACCCGGAGACGAACCAGUGGAGCUACGCGCAGGAGACGUGGAAGGCCAUACGGCCCGUGUGCUCGCAGCCCAUCUACGACAAACGUGCCGUGGCUCAGCUAAACAUCAGCAGGAUCGAUCGCAUCUCGGGGCCGGCAUGCGGAGGGCAGGAGGUGUGGCUGCUGUGUGACAAGGUGACCAGAGAUGGAAUUGAAGUGAGGUUUUUUGAAGAGAAAAACGGUCAAACCGUAUGGCAGGAGAAAGCUCAAAUUGUGCUGGUUCAUAAACAGGUUGCCAUCGUUGUGAAGACGCCGCCGUAUCGCGACCCAGACAUCACGAGCAUCACCAUGGUAAAGGUGGCGCUGCACCGGCCCACCGACAUGGAGAUCAGCCCCGCGAUCGGCUACAAGUACUACCCGUCGAACAAUGGCGAGGAUCGCGAACUAGCAGGCCAGUUCCCCGCCAUGGCGCCUCCUGUCAUGAUGUUGGAUCACUUACUUCUCAAGCAAGACAAGCAGCACUCUCAAGUGCAUGAACCAUUCCGAUCCGCAAUGAUCAAGCAGGAAAUUGUUAAGCCAGUGACGAACUGCCCGGCGACUCUCCCCGGAAGCGCCAUGGCGAUUUCGGCGGCGACCGCCGCGAUGCCGCCGCCGCUGCACCCGUUUGCGGUGUCGUAUGCCAUCGAGCACCCGCUCGUCUUCAUGCAGGACAUGCAUCCGGCGGCGGCGGCGGCGGCGGCGGCGGCGUGUGACGACAGCAACGCCGACACCCACAUGACUAGUCUCGCGAGUCAGUUCAACAGCAGCCUCAGCUUCAGCUCGCUGUCCAGUCUGUCCGAGCUGAUCUGCACUGGCGACAUCACCAUGGCGCCCCCUAUAAGCAAUAGCAGCGAGGUCGAGUGGCUGCUCAAGAACAUCACCGACAUGCAGCAGUAGCGCCACCUAGUGCCGCGCCGUCAACAGCACGACGUGCGUACGCCAUGAAUCGUUCGUGUGUCUCUGGGCGUUUGCUUGGCUCGUGUGUGCUGGGCGGCGGGCGGGGAAUCAAAUGAUCUGGAUCACAUAUUUGUCACAUUCCAGACUAUUGUUUAUCUUUAAGCUCUGUGGAGUGAUAUUCUCAAAAAAGUUCUACUGUCAAAAACCAGAAUGUGAUAAUAGAGUUAUAGUUUGAUGUUGGCAAUGCGGUAAAUUUUCAGCGGACCGUGAAAUGUAGGGCGUAGACGUAUAUAAACCUAAGUGAUACAGUCGAUAGGAGUGGAAGGGUAUUGGCAAAUUUGUCGCAAGGGAUUGCGAAUUCUGUUUCUCUUUUAGCCACUGCAAAGAGGUGGUCAGUUGCCAUUGCAUGGUUUAUCGUAGCUCCAGUCGUAGAGUCCUUCACUCCCUUCUACCCAUGUAGAUUCACUCUAACCGUGUAGCACUUUGCUCUAGGACUAAUUCACUCCCUGUAGUGGGAAGAAAAGACUACACGGGUAGAGUACGAUAUCAGUGUGACGUUUCGAUUAUUGUUUUCGAAUGUGUAAAUGAAGACAUUGUAAAAGUGUAUUGUGUAUGUCAUCGUGUAUUCUUCUAUCUAUUGUUAUGUGUUAAUAGUGCUAUAGUUCUAUUUUUAAGAUUGUUAGGGUUUUACAUAAUUUGUAAACGAAAGAAACCUUAAACAGAAGUAUACAGCAGUGUGUACUAUAUUUUUGCAUCCAUAGAUAAGGGAGAAAUAGAGUGAAAGUUAAUUUUAUAUGUUGAGUUAUAUAUAAAAUCUAUGAUAUAAUAGUUAUAUUUGAUAGAGGUUAUUCCAGAGUGAGGUAACAUGGCUUCCUUCCCAUCCUCCAAAAAAGAUGCGUAAAGGAGGUGAAGAAGAAACACGAACUCUAUAAGAAAUGAAAGAUUAUAUAUUUAUAUAUAAUACGUAUAUGUAUAUGUGUUUGUGUGUGUGCGUGCGUGCGUGAAUGCAUGCGUGCGUGCGUACGGGCGUGCGUGUGUAGAGAGAGAAAGAGAGAGAGUGGAGGCGGGAACAUUCCCCAGUGAUGUAGUGUUUACAUCGUGGUGAAAAGGCUGAAAUGACAUGGGCAGACUAUUGGGCUAGGUCUGAAAUGGCCCAUUACCCUUAACAUAAUGUGUUAUAAGAUCAGAUAAGAUAAGAUAAGUUGACGUAAAUUUGUUCAUGGGCAAUGUAUUUUAUAUUUCUUCUAUUAAUCGUGCUUCAAUAUGACGCAUAUGUAUAAUUUUUUACAUGUCUAACAUGUGCAUUGAUUACCUGCUCAUGCUAAACUUUAGUAAAGGCAUGACACGUCUGGCCUCGUCUGGCGUGGAGUGAUGGGUGGGAUCUAGUAUAGUGUAGUAUAGUGGAUGGUAGUAGGAACAUAAGUGCUUUGCUGAGACCUGAUCUAGGGCUGUGUUUGAUGUCAGUGCAAUUGAAAUCGUUUUGCAAUUCUAGAAAUGUUACGAAUUUUGGAGAUUUUGGACUAUACAUGCGCAUCGGCCUAGAGCGUUGAUUUUUGUCGAUUAAUCUAUGAGAGCCUUAAACGUGGCCGUAUUACGUUACAUAUAUAAUUAUUAUAUAUUACGUUAUAAUAUUAUAUGUUAUUUAGUAUACUCCAUCUUGGAGGAGGAGCUGUUAUUUCCAGAACACGAAAUUUGGCCAACCGGGAAGUACUGAAUAAUGUUUUUAGUGAUUUGGGGAAUAGAAGUCAAUCGGGACGCGGGGAGAAGCUUAACUUAGAUUUUAUUUAAACCGAUUAUUAGAUUUUAUUUAGAUUAGAUUUUAACCGGGAACUGGAAAGUUGCAAAUUUUUACCUGGGAAUCUGGAAAAUGAACACGCCCCGGUUUCCCCUGUAGCUUUUGCUGCAAUGGCGCGACGCUGCAGGGAUACAUAAUCAAUAUUGUGUUACGAUUUUAGAGUGCGUUUUGAAUAUAUAUAUGUGACAUGUUCUUUGGAAAUGUGCGUGUCAUAUUUUCUUAAUCGGAAAAUGUAUACUAUUCUUUAUUAGGAUUAUUUGGUUUUAGAACCAACAGUCGUAUAGCCAGCCUGGAGAGGUUCUUGUGCUUGGCUGGUCAGUGUUGAUAAUUACAGAACACGCUUCCGCAUACUUACUGUCUUUCAUACAGUAAAAAUGUAAACUAACCGUUUACGUGCGGUUAAUUGACAUUUUUCUUGCUGUUGUUAUUGUUGUUAUUAUUAUGAUGAUGAUGAUGUUAA
This is a messenger RNA of Priapulus caudatus, 3985 nucleotides long. RefSeq names its product embryonic polarity protein dorsal-like. Gene Ontology annotation, biological process: non-canonical NF-kappaB signal transduction; inflammatory response; canonical NF-kappaB signal transduction. The transcript is spliced from 11 exons. Lineage: Eukaryota; Metazoa; Priapulida; Priapulimorpha; Priapulimorphida; Priapulidae. The record is from RefSeq and is a predicted model, not a curated record. Gene Ontology annotation, molecular function: DNA-binding transcription factor activity; DNA binding. Gene Ontology annotation, cellular component: cytoplasm. The coding region runs from base 231 to 1730 and encodes 499 amino acids.